Messenger RNA from Pogona vitticeps (central bearded dragon), 4198 nucleotides. The record is from RefSeq and is a predicted model, not a curated record. NCBI's taxonomy places the organism in Eukaryota, Metazoa, Chordata, Lepidosauria, Squamata, Agamidae.
AUGUGGAUUCAUUGUUAACCAAGGCACUUGUUAAGCGAGGCACCACUGUAAAUUGUUUCGAAGGUAGUGUCUGGGUGCUCAUCCACAUCAGCGCAGACAUCCAGGUUCAGGGAAAGGCAGAUAUAUAUGCCAUUGUCUCAUUGCAGAGGACGUCCCCUCUCCUAGAACAUCAGCGUUACCUUUGUUUUGUUCUUCAGAAUCUCUUGUGUUUUAUGCCACAGGAAUAACAACUCUGCGCAAUCAAGAGAGAUUGCAAUCUCUGCCAUUCCAUUAACAGGCCAUCCUCAAAUGGAAGAGUACUAAGGUGUUGGUUGUAUUUUGCUUCCCAUCAGAUGAGUUCAGGCUUUUCUGAAAGCUUUCAGGUGUUCUUUCCUGCCAGCCAUAUGCCCCAGUUUCAAGCUCCCCUGCAGAACAUAUGCUUCCUCCCGUACCUGACCAGGUAACCAGAGACACACAGCAUCUGCCUAGUACAUAAACAACAGACUCGGAGAAAGUAGGACCUUCCUGUAAAGACAACAGCAAGCCUCCUGGAGAUGGGAGAUCAUAGGGCUAUUUUAGCUGCCAAGAAAGGAGACUUGACUACCUUGGAAAAGCUACACAUAGAUGGUACUCUGGGCCGAAGCAUCACAGACUCUUUAGGAGCAGGCCUGGUCCAUCAUGCAUCUCGAGCAGGGAGGCUGGAAUGCCUCAAGUUUCUGGUACUGCAAGCAAAGCUUCCCGGGAAUCAGAGAGCAAACAAUGGUGCAACGCCAGCACAUGACGCAGCAGCCAUGGGUAACUUGGCAGAACUGCAGUGGUUGAUCAAAGAUGGAGGGUACAACAGGCAGGAGCAGGAUGCUUCAGGGGCUUCUCCACUCCAUUUAGCUGCUCGCUUUGGUCAUCCAGAAGCUGUUGAGUGGCUGGUCCAGGCAGGCUUUGACACUGCAAUGGAAACACGGGAAGGAGCAGUGGCAGGUCAUUAUGCAGCAGCAAAGGGACAUCUCACAUGCCUGAAAGUGCUGCUUGCUGCGGAUCUCAGCUGUGUGAACAAGCAGACUCGGAGUGGAGCUACCCCACUGUACCUUGCCUGCCAGGAGGGACACCUUCACAUCGUCCAGUUCCUGGUAAAGGACUGUGGGGCUGAUGUGCAUCUGAGAGCACAUGAUGGUAUGACAGUGCUACAUGCAGCUGCCUGUGGCGGUCAUUAUGCUGUUGUCAUCUGGCUGGGAACGUUCACUGAUAUCAGGCUUACAGCACAAGAUGCAGAAGGAGCCACUGCCCUCCAUUUUGCUGCCAGAGAGGGGCAUGCUGCCGUUGCUGACAGACUUCUCCUUAUGGGAGCUGAGGUUGUGCUGGACCACUGGGGAGGAACCCCUCUCCAUGAUGCAGCAGAAAAUGGACACUUGGAGUGCUGUCAAACACUAAUCUCCCACCAAGUUGAUCCAGGCAUCCAUGAUGUAGAUGGUUACACUGCACGGGACCUUGCCGAAUACAAUGGACACAGGCAGUGUGCCUGUUACCUGCAGGAAGCAGAGAAACAGGCCAGCCAACAAUGUGGCUCUAAGAGUCAAGAAGCUCAGCUAGACAGGAUCAAAGAAGGAACUUCAGAAAAAACAGAUGAAGACCAGAGGCCAGCUGUUAAACAAGACUGUCUGCAAAUAAUAAGUGAUGAUAUCACAAGCAUGGACGAUGGUCAAGUAAAGACACAGCACUCAGUGAGACCUCUUCGGUCAGAUAUAAAUCUUGCCUCAAGCGUGCAGAAAGAAGUUAACAGCAAUCUUCAGAAAGCAGCCUCUUCAAAGACUUGCAACAUCAUGAAAUCCGUUGAAUCCAAUAAAUCACUGACAACUGAGCUGAAGAUCAAUAAAUCUCUGCAGCAAGGUGAGAAGACAGAGCCUCCAAAUGUCACAGUACCAAACAAACUCCUAUCAGUGCUUGAUGAGCUGAGAACAUCAGACAUUGAUUCCCUGGUGCCUACGCAUGAUGAGCGAGGCUGUUCUAUUCCAGAGUGGAAGCGGCAGGUGAUGGUACGGAAAUUAGAGGCUCAGCUGGUAUGCGAAGAAGAGAUGGGCAUGAAGGACAAGGGAAGCUGUGGCCUAAAGAUGGAUAACUGGCAGUACUCCCAAGCUCACAACGCCAUGCUGGGUCCCUAUGGGGAAUUACUCACUGAAGAUGACCUGCUUUACUUAGAGAAGCAGAUUGAGAAGCUGCAGGUGAAGAAGAAAUGCCAAGAGUAUGAAAGUGAGCUGGGACGUCUGACAGAGGAGUUGCAGACCGUUCUCCCUGCUCCCAUUGUCAAUAUCACAGUCAACUGUCAGUUUUUGGAACAGGGCUCCGAAGAGGACAGCCAGGAACUACCUGCCUGGUGCAAUCACAUGUCUGGCGUGGUUAAAAGCAUGUCCUUGUUGCUCUCUAACAUCAAUGGCAUAAAGGAAGAGGGAGAUAAAGAGAAGGUCCCAUAUAAGCCGAGCAAGAGCACCAGUUUUUCAGGAGGAAUGGCCAAGAAGGAAAUCUUGGAAUGUGGUGUCUCUGUAAGGGACCUGAGGGGUCAUUUUGAGAAACAAGAUCUUGCAGGACAAUGCAAACCUUUUCUGCUCCCAGAGCUGAAGACUGAGCCCUUGCAACAUGGGGCAGACCGUGAAGCAAUUUCUUCAUUGUUAGCAGACACCUGUAAGGGCAAGAGGAGCUCCUAUGAGGAACAUGAGACUGGAGACAAGGAGAAUGCCACUGACUCUGGCAUCAGCUGUGAGGAAGGCUCCUCUGAAUCUACUGGUUCUCAUAUUUCAACUGGGGAGGUCAGCACCCUCCGAAAAGAGCGUAUUGUGCUGCUUUUUCUUAGUCACUGGAAGAAAUCUGCUUACACUCCUUCUUUGAAACUCAUGGCCAAGAAGACUCUUGAUGCCCAGCAGCCUGGAAAAGUGGGACUGGCACAGGUGAUGGCAGAGGUCAAGAAGCAGCAGGCUCCUAUGGAGAAACCUUUGGUGGAAAUGAGCAGGCUUGGCCAUUUAGUUAAGCAGAGAUAUGCUAUCAAGAAUCUGAUCAGCCGCUGGAAGAACAUAAUCUCUCUUGUACCAUCUCGUCAGAUCAGGCGUCUCAAUCACAGCCACACAAUCUAUUCUCCUGAACAGUUCUUGCCUUAUAUUAAUGGUGAGCCUGUUGACUACAAUAAUUUAACUCUUGACCUGUUCAUGUUAGGUUAUUUCCACAUCCUGGAGCUAGACCUCUGUCCUGAAGAGCGCAAGGCAAGACAUCUUCUUUGCUUUGAAGUUUUUGACCACUUGGGCAGCCAUCAGUGGGAGACAGUGCGUGCUUUCCACCAAGCAGUGACUGAUGAAAUUGCUGCAGGCAAAAGAAGCUGGGAAGAUAGCUUUGAAGAUAUUAAGAUGCAAUUCUUUGGUAACAACAAGGGCCCAGCUAAGAUUAUGGAACUUAAAAGAUCACCAGUGGAAAAGACUCUGAAACCAUUAUCCAAAACCAGAGUCCCAAAUAUUGAACAGCAGGAUCAUGGUCCAGGAAAAUACUUUGAACUAGGCAGCUUUGACAAUGAUGAGAUCUGCAGUUACAUUGAGAGAAGUUUUGCUUUCUGGAAGGAAAAAGAAGCAGAGAUCUUUAGCUUUGCAGGGGCAGGCUCUUUACAUUAGUAUUCUUGUUUGAGAAUAUGGAUAAGACCUCAAAUAUACACCACAGAGAGGCCUAUUGGCACUAAGCUAUAUUACUUAAUGGAUGCUGCAUGGAAUAACAAGACAAAAACAUGUUUGCAGGACUCAUGAGCUAAGGGGCAAAUGGAAAGGUCCCAGUGGACUUUUAAAACUAUUGUAUGAUGCAUGGCUUGCAAAAGCAUACAGCUAAUGGAAAUAAUUAAAUAUAGAUAAAUACAAAAUACAGGUCCUAGUAGCUACUUGUCUGCUGCAAAGCACCUUCUGGAGAUGAGGAGUACUUAACCCGUCUUCUGCCUGUUCCUUUCUGCUCAACAAACACCCAUUCUCUAACCAAGAUAUUUUACUUGGAAACGUGGGUCUAGAACUGUGUGGUGGUGAUAAUGAAGGGAAGGUAGACUGGCAGAUUUAGAGUUAAGCAACCAUAGAGUUAAGUCCAUACCUACUGUGCCUCCUUGCUUCACUCAAGAGAAGGAAUUAUCAGGCCUUUAUUACUCGUGGCUGUAGUGCAGUGACUGACAGGGCACUUACCACAAUAGGUAUUUAUUUAUUUAUUUUAUUGA